AUGCUUCUUACAGAUCCAAACAAUUAUUACCGGAGACGAAAUGAAGUGACCACAACAGACAACCUGGACUUCAGACACCACAGUUAUAAGGAGAUGAGACAGCUGAUGAAGGUGGUGAAUGAAAUGUGUCCGAACAUCACGCGCAUCUACAACAUCGGCAAGAGCUACAACGGACAGAAACUCUACGCCAUCGAGAUCUCAGACAACCCUGGAGAACAUGAGCUCGGUGAGCCGGAGUUCCGCUAUACGGCUGGUUCUCACGGUAACGAGGUUCUGGGCCGGGAGCUGUUGCUGCUGCUGAUGCAGUUCAUGUGUCAGGAGUAUCUGAGCAGAAACACACGCAUUCGGCGGCUCGUGGACGAGACACGCAUCCACCUGCUGCCCUCCGUCAACCCCGACGGCUACGAGAAGGCCUGCGAAGCGGGCUCGGAGCUCAGCGGCUGGUCUCUGGGCCGCUGGAGUCAGGACGGUCUGGACAUCCAUCACAACUUCCCUGAUCUCAACUCGGUUCUGUGGGAAGCAGAAGCCCGGAAAUGGGUCCCGCGCAAAUUCCACAACCACCACGUGCCCGUCCCGGACUGGUACCGCUCCACAAACGCCACCGUGGCGGUGGAGACGCGCGCUCUGGUGUCGUGGAUGGAGAAGAUCCCGUUCGUGUUGGGAGGGAACCUGCAGGGAGGAGAGCUGGUGGUGACGUUCCCGUUCGACCGCACGCGCUCAGUGACGGCGCUCCGCGAGGCCACGCCCACCGCUGACGAUCACGUGUUCCGCUGGCUGGCCUUCUCCUACGCCUCCACUCACCGGCUCAUGACCCACGCCAGCCGCAGGGUCUGCCACACCGACGACUUCGCCAAGGAGGACGGCACCAUCAACGGAGCCUCGUGGCACACGGCCGCAGGAAGUAUGAAUGACUUCAGUUACCUGCACACUAACUGCUUCGAGCUCUCCAUGUUCGUGGGCUGCGAUAAAUUCCCACACGAGACCGAACUACCGGAGGAGUGGGAGAACAACCGCGAGUCACUGCUCGUCUUCAUGGAGCAGGUGCAUCGUGGGAUCAAAGGUGUCAUCAGAGACGUUCAGGGCAAAGGAAUCGCUAAUGCCAUCAUCGCUGUGGACGGAAUCAGUCACGACAUUCGCACAGCGUCUGACGGUGAUUACUGGCGUCUGCUGAACCCCGGGGAGUACCGCGUGACGGUCCGCGCCGAGGGCUUCAGCGUCAGCAGCAAGGUUUGCUCGGUGGGAUACGACAUUGGUGCUAGCAGGUGCGACUUUGUGCUCGGCCGCUCCAACCUGUCACGCAUCAAAGAGAUCAUGCAGAAGUUCAACAAGCAACCAAUCAGCAUGAGACAGCGACUGAGACAGAGACACCUGCUGGACACAUAGAGAGGUGUGUGUGUGUGUGUGUGUGUGUGUGAGAGAGUGUGUGUGUGAGUGUGUGUGUGUGU
Sinocyclocheilus grahami is the source of this 1445-nucleotide messenger RNA. Its product is annotated as inactive carboxypeptidase-like protein X2. Gene Ontology annotation, biological process: proteolysis. Gene Ontology annotation, molecular function: zinc ion binding; metallocarboxypeptidase activity. Bases 1 to 1383 code for a protein of 460 amino acids. The record is from RefSeq and is a predicted model, not a curated record. NCBI's taxonomy places the organism in Eukaryota, Metazoa, Chordata, Actinopteri, Cypriniformes, Cyprinidae. The transcript has 8 exons.